Molecule: messenger RNA, 540 nt
Organism: Parascedosporium putredinis
Lineage: Eukaryota; Fungi; Ascomycota; Sordariomycetes; Microascales; Microascaceae
Source: the annotation of a GenBank genome assembly
AUGGGCGAGGACGUAUUCGUGGUAGAGAAGAUUCUUGGUCACAUGGUCGAUAAGGAGGGUGCGAUAUCGUUCAAGGUCAAGUGGGAGGGCUACGAGAAGAAGGCUGAUCAGACUUGGGAACCCGAGGAUAGUCUCAGAGAAGGAGCGGCUGAGCUUCUCGAAGAAUAUCUCGCCGCACGAGGGGGCCUCGAGGCUAUUUUUGAAGAGACCAACGAAGCUGUCAAGACAAAGAAGCGCGGCAGGAAAUCGACGGGGACCACGCCUGCCACUGAGCCUACCAGCAAGAAGUCGAAGCGCAACGGCCACCCCGCCGAGACGACUCCGCCAGCAGCUGUGGCCAAGGCUGUGGCGUGGCAGCCCCCGCGGGAUCCUGGGAGGACCAUAUCGAAGCGAUCGACGCCUGUGAAGAUGAGUCCACCGCGCUGUCCGCAAAAGAUGCUCCGCUUCUACGAGAAUCAUGUUCGGAUCGUCAAGCAUGAGACGGCGGAGGGUGCGGAUGUGGGCUCCAUGGAUGCCGCGGUAAAGCAAACGAGCGCUUAG